This is a messenger RNA of Spizellomyces punctatus DAOM BR117, 985 nucleotides long. RefSeq names its product guanylate kinase. Gene Ontology annotation, molecular function: GMP kinase activity. Lineage: Eukaryota; Fungi; Chytridiomycota; Chytridiomycetes; Spizellomycetales; Spizellomycetaceae. The coding region runs from base 46 to 858 and encodes 270 amino acids. The record is from RefSeq and is a predicted model, not a curated record. Gene Ontology annotation, cellular component: cytosol. Gene Ontology annotation, biological process: purine nucleotide metabolic process. The transcript has a single exon.
CACGCUGGUGAACGAUCGCCGGCAUUUACCAUUGUUAACAUCACCAUGUCUCUGUGCCGAGUCUACCCCCGUCGCCUCUUGCUCCCUUUAUCCUAUCGAACAUUUGCCAGCGCCCCCUCCCCCGUCUUUGCAGCCAAUUCCACCUCAACCCGCACCAAAGCCAAACGCGUCCUCGCAGCCGUUGGAUGCAUUAGUGUAGGCGGCCUAGCCCUCUACCGCACAAUGUCGUCCGACACACCCGCACCCAGCCCCCCAAAACCAACAUUUGUCCCACGUCCCAUAGUCAUUUGCGGCCCAUCCGGAAGCGGCAAAUCCACUCUCCUCACCCGACUCUUUAAAGACUACCCAACCGAAUUCGGGUUCAGUAUCUCGCAUACGACUCGUUCACCACGUCCAGGAGAGACCAAUGGAAAAGAAUACCAUUUCACAGACCGUGAUAGCAUGCUAAAAUCCAUUUCCCAAAACGAGUUUCUGGAACAUGCGGAAUUUGCGUCGAAUUUGUAUGGAACGUCGUUUAAGGCCGUUCAGUCCGUUUUGGAUGCCAAUAAGCAUGUUAUUUUGGAUAUUGAUGUACAGGGGGUGCAACAAUUGCAACAAGCCAUACGAAAUGGAAAAGGGUUCACCACUCGUCCUCUUUUUAUUUUUGUUGCGCCGCCUGAUGUGGGGGUUUUGGAACGGCGGUUAAGAGGUCGUGGGACGGAGAAUGAAAGUAGUUUGAAAAAGCGGUUGGAGGCUGCUACACGAGAAUUGGAGUGGGGGUUGGGCAAAGGGAAUGUGGAUGUUGUGAUUGUGAAUGAGGAUGUGGAUAGGGCUUAUGAGGAGCUUAAGCGGGCGAUUUUUGGUGAUAACAAGGUGUGAUUGUUGCACCAGAAAAGAAUGGGGUUGAUAGAUAGUAUUUAUUAAAACACCAGAGGACGUUGAGCUGGCCAUACCCGUUCUAUCCAAACAAAAGUACCUAUAUAAACACAUGCACAUUGAUUUCGAC